Messenger RNA from Lactuca virosa, 840 nucleotides. The record is from the annotation of a GenBank genome assembly. Lineage: Eukaryota; Viridiplantae; Streptophyta; Magnoliopsida; Asterales; Asteraceae.
AUGAUUUUUUGUUUGUAUUCCAAGAACACACUGGAAGAAAAGAUCUUAAAACUUGCUCAACAAAAUGUUGCUGUUGAUAGUAAGUUGAGUAGGUUGACUUGUGAUGCUUUGUUAAUGUGGGGUGCGAAAGAGUUGUUUAAAAACUUGGAGAAGUUUCAUAGUGAAUCUAGAAAGGAUAUUUCAUCUGAAGGAAACUUGUUAAAGGAUAAAUAUGCCCUUGAUGGAGAACAGCCGCAUGUUUUUUGGAGAAAUUUAUUGGAGGGAAAAUACCCACAAUGGAUAUUUGUACAUGUGUCAACUUCAAGACAAAGGAAAAGAACACAAUAUUAUGGUGAAACAUCGGACACAAUUGCCCCUGUUGUUGAUGCUGUAAAGAAGCGUAAGAAGUCUCCUGCUUCAAGGCAUAUAAAAUGGGGGACCGGAGGGGCAUAUGAAGGUGUCAAUAACGAGUCUCAGUCAUCUCCUGAGCUUCUACAUCCCACUGAUGUCAAGAACAAAGUGGACGGAUUUCUUGAUUUUGUUCUCAAGAAUUAUAAUGUCAGUAGGGAAGAUACUUCUACUCUACAGGCCUUCAUGAUAUCACUGUGUUGGAUUGGGGCCUCACUGGCAAAACAUAAAAUUGUUAGAAGGGAGUCUUUUGACCUUGCAAAAAAGCAAUUGAAUUUUGAUUGUAAGGAAGAACAGGUGAAUUCUGUUCACUUGAAGCUUGAAGAAGCUAAAGAGGAUUUCUUAAAGCAAACAGAGACAGAAGAGAAAUAUGUUGAAAUAAAAGAUUUGAAAUCACCACCUCAAGCUAUUUGGCACAGAGUCAAAGUCAACCGAGCAGAAAAUAUCAACUGA